AAAAAACAAGAGUCUCUAGAGUCUCAAGGCCUAGUCGAUUACAUUUUUUAAAAUAGCAACAAAGAGAACCAUCCAAACCAUGGCUGGCGCCAAAGAAUACUUUUGGGGUUUAACGUUGUCUGAAGACGAGAGAUCCUUCAAAUGGGACCCUGCUGCUGAAUACAUGGAUGAUGAGGAUGAUGACGAGGACGAUGAGAUCUCACAUUUCCUCUUUUUGAAGCAGGCUGUUCUUGGGGUGAAAGCUAAAGAUAACGAGAGGAAUGUGAUUGAGGUGGAAACGAUUAACUUUGAUGGAGAAACAAUCACUAUGCCUAUCUUCUCACUUAGAGCUGGUCUCAAUGAAAGUAUUACUUUGGAUGUAGGAUUACAGCCUCCUGUCACAUUCAAAUUAGCACAUGGCUCAGGACCAGUGUGUCUCAGUGGACAACAUGCAAUAGAUUUAGAGGAUCAUGACGAUUUUGGCAAAGAAGAUGAAUAUGAAUUUGAGGAAGAAGAGGAAGAGGAGACUGUCAAGAAGGCUUCAACGAAAGGAAAGGAUAAGAAGAAAGCUGUAAUAAAGGAUGUGAAGGUCCCCAAGAAAGGGAAAGGAGAUGAACUAGAUGAGGAUGAUGAUGAUGAUGAGGAGGAGGAUGAUGAUGAAGAUGAGGAGGAGGAGGAGGAAGAAGAGGAAAAGCAAACUGCCAAAGGAAAGAAGAGGCCAGCUCCAUCAACGAAAGGUCCAGCAAAGAAGAUGGCCUUAGGGGAGGAUGAUGAUGAUGAUGAAGAUGAUGACGAGGAAGAUGAAGAUGAGGAGGAUGAAGAUGAAGAAGAGGAGGAAGAGUCAUCGCCUGAAAAGCCAACUAAGAAAGGAAAGGGAAAGGUGAAUGGAACAGUUAAACAAAAGGCUACACCAAAGACACAGGCAACUAAAGGAAAAGAUAAGAAGGAGAAGAAGACAUUCACAGUUGAAGAUAUGAAGCAAGAUUUGAUGAAGUCUCCGAGCAAGCCAAAGAAGGAGGAAAAAUUCAAGAAUUUUGUCAAAUCAAAGUUCCAUCUCUCAGAAACAAAGAAAAUCCAAGAGCUCUGGUCGUGGUAUAAAAGCACCCAACUGAAAUGAAAGUAAAAGAAUGAACGUAGCAUAGCAUAUCUAGUCCAAGGACCGUUUAUGAACUGUCAACUCUACGUACCUCAGAAUGGAUGGUAAAAGCUGAACAGAGAUUAUGUUCGACAUAUUGUUCAUCAAUCAACCAUGGAUUUCGAAAAUCAUUUGAAAAAAAGUUAUCUGGAAGAAUUAUGUGAGGAUGAAUGAGGAAAUGUAAUUGUUUUAUUGUGACUUGGAUUUCAUUUAAUGAGAUUAAUGAAAUGUAAUUUUGUUUGGUGAUGAUAACACACAAAAAAAUUGAUGUUGAUAAGAUGUAAAAUCACAAUUUUAUCACAAGUUAUUCAAAUUUAUUAGCAAGUUUGUCAAUGAAAAUAAAAAUUUUAUGGAUUAAAUUUCAGAGAAAUUGAAUAAAUAACCAUUAGAACCAAUUAUGAUUGUAUGUGAAUUAUUAUAGUGUGUCUUUGUGAUGGUUGGUAAUAUUUUCAAGUCACCAUCACAAUGAUUUUGUUCAAAUUGGGGGAAAAUUUGAAGAUAGAACUAUGGGUAUAAAUGACUGUAUCCAUAUAAACAAUUUCUGUUGCUUUCUGGCCUGGGCAGGGCGAUCAGCAAUUAGGCAUUAUCUUGUUGAGCGGAAGAAGAGCCCAGUUAAGAUGUUUCAAUUAAUAUCUCCCAAAAGCUCCUCAACAGAGGCUAGUUUUUCAGGCAGAAUGCUGAAUUCUAACCCAAGAAAUUAUUCCCUGAUCAUUUCACAGGCUUCUAGUAGUAUAACAAUGAUAUCAUUCCUCUGAUUUGAUUGCAGCUGGAUACAAUGUACUUUACUGCAUGGUUUUCAUCAAAUGUGAAGAAUAAAAAAAAUGGUUAUUUAGUAAGCCUUGAAUACCCUUCCAGUAAAGGAAGGUUCCCCACUAAAAGCAGGAUUCUCGGCAAAAAGCCGGGAAAACAUUACUAUGUACUUGCUUUUGAUAGUUGCUCUUGAUUGAAUUAAAACAUUUUUGUGGAGAUAAAAAUAGUCCUUAUUUCCUCAUCCACCAAAGAGAUCAAGUAAUCUUGUAAAUUCCAGUGGAAUGGAUUAUUAUUGAAUCUUUUGGGCAGUUAUCAUACUUUUGCUCUAAGACGACAUAACAAAAUCUUUGCUCUCUAAAUUAUUGGUUUGAUACAUGAA
This is a messenger RNA of Lytechinus variegatus (green sea urchin), 2243 nucleotides long. RefSeq names its product mitotic apparatus protein p62-like. Gene Ontology annotation, cellular component: nucleoplasm; nucleolus; cytoplasm. Gene Ontology annotation, molecular function: histone binding; RNA binding; chromatin binding. The transcript has 12 exons. Gene Ontology annotation, biological process: chromatin remodeling. NCBI's taxonomy places the organism in Eukaryota, Metazoa, Echinodermata, Echinoidea, Temnopleuroida, Toxopneustidae. The coding region runs from base 80 to 1096 and encodes 338 amino acids. The record is from RefSeq and is a predicted model, not a curated record.